Eimeria maxima is the source of this 2502-nucleotide messenger RNA. RefSeq lists its product as hypothetical. The coding region runs from base 1 to 2502 and encodes 833 amino acids. The transcript is spliced from 10 exons. Lineage: Eukaryota; Apicomplexa; Conoidasida; Eucoccidiorida; Eimeriidae. The record is from RefSeq and is a predicted model, not a curated record.
AUGGAAGAUGACUGUUUGGGCUCGCCGGUGCAUGCGCCUCUAUCGCUGCUGCAGCAGCUGCAGCAGCAACAGUCACAGCAGCAGCAACAGCAGCAGCAGCAACAGUCGCGUCUGUAUGCCCACCACCCUCGAAAGAAGGGAGCGAAGCACUGGAAUAGAACGCGACCAAAGAAGAGGCGGCCUUCUUCAAUAAACAGCAAACCAACGCCUUAUCAAAAAGACCCAACAGACUUUGUUAACGCCCCUCCGGAGUAUAUUGCCAUUCCCGAUGAGGAGGGUUUAAAGGCGUUACGUGCUGAGCCGCUGCAGCAGCUGUUGCUUCUGCUACAGCAGCAGCAGCAGGAGUGCACGAAGGACAGCCCUAGUUUGCUGCGGAUUCCUGCUCCCUGCAAUGUGCGGAUGCCGCGUUCGACAGCAGCGGCAGCAGCAGCAGUUGCUGCUGCUAUUGCUGCAGCAAGCCCGGAGGAAGCAGCAGCAGCAACUGCUGCCGCAACUGCUUCAGCGGCGCCCGCGCUAAAGGACGAAGCAGCUGCGUAUGCAGCAGCAUUGCGAUCUGCUGCUGAAGCUGCUGCAAAUGAAGGAGCUGCUGCCGUUGCUGCAGCAUUUCCUGAUGUAGCCCCAGGGGAAGGGAUUGCUACUGCUGCUGCUGCUGCUAUUGACACAGAAGCAGCACAGAAGCUGCAGCAGCUAUCAAAACAGCCGCAGCUCCAUCAACUGCUGCAGCAGCUGCAGCAGCUUGCAGAGACCAACAAUGAUGAACCAUUAAAGAAGAUCGCCGCCCAUCUUGCUGCAGCCGUUGCACCUUGCAAACCUCCUUCUCCUUCUCAGCUCAUCUUAGGCCCCCCAUACGAGGACGACCAAGGAGGAGCUGCAGCAGCACCUGCAACAACAGCAUCCGACACUGCAGGCUCAGGCUCAUCACCUGGCGCAGCCCCAUCAACAGCAGAAGUAGCAGAGGCAGCAGCAAAAGCAGCAGCAGCAGACCUUGCAUAUGGGCGAACUUUGCUGCGUCGUCGUCGUGGUUUGCUGCCUUCAUUUAAAGCCCUUAAAUUAUCACCUCUUAAUCGGUUUAAUCCGCUGCUGCUGCUGAAGACAUUAGAUAAACAAUGGCAGGCGCUGCAGCACAGACGAUAUAAAGGAUUAUUUAAAAGAAAACUUCAACAAACCCUUUCCCUCGCUCGAAGGCUGCAGGCCGAUGGGGUGUCUCCUCGUGUGCUGCUGGAGGAUGGCGCCUUUGACCGCUUUGGGCUUCUAAGAGAUAUACCGCAAACUUCCUUCGUUGAGUGUUACCUGCAUAGACACUCCAAACCAUGGAAGCCUCCUGAAGCAGCAGCAGCAGCUGCUGCUGCUGCUGCUGUGGCUGCCGCAAAAGCUGCUGCACCAAAUGACCGGCAGCAACACGAGGAAGUGCUGAAUGCUGCAUCUGCUGCUAGGGCCGCACUACUUGCUGCUGCCAUGCAACGGCUGCAGGAGUUAGGUUUGAUAACAGAUGAUGGGAAGCCUAAUUUGAUGGAGCUGCGGCGGAUGCAAGCGGCACUGCAGCAGCAGCAGCAGCUGCCGCGUGUGUUGUCGGUUGCAGAGCAGCAGGAGCUGCUGAAGCAGCAGCGGCUGCGUCCUCGCUCGCGUUUUACCCGUAUAGUUAAUCGAGUAACAACCCAUGCACGUGCUGCUGCAGCAAGUCUUAACUUUCCCGUACUUGGCCCUAAGCGCAACCGCAAAGCAGCAGCAGCGGCAGCAACUGCUGCUGCUGCUGCUGUCCCCAGCCUGGAAGAAUCAGAAGUCUUCACAUAUCCGUCCACAGUACUCCUUAGGGGACGUCCGUGGAGUGUCUCAAGUGAGCAGCAGCAGCACCAACAACAGCAGCAACAGCAGUUGGGUGGAAGCCAGAAGGAACCUUUGAGGGGACGGGCGUUGCGCGUAGCACAACGCAUGCAGAAGCUUCGCCUGAAGCAGCAACAAAUGCGGGAGCAGCAGCAGCAAGACCUCCAGGAAAGGCGGCGUUUGCUGCAGGUCGCAGCAGAAGCAGGAGGAGUCUUCGAUGUAUUGGCAGCAGCUGAUUACCCCAACUACAAACCUCUCGCAACAGCUGCAGAACUAGAGCUAUUUGUAGAGGCGGAGUACCGACGGCAUUCUUUAUUAAAGGACUUAAAGAAUGCUCUUAAAGAUGCGUUGCAGUCUGGCCCUGCAGCCUUUGACCAACCCCAACCAUCGGGUGCAGGCAAGUUUACAGCCUUCAUUGCAGAAUGGAUGAAGCUGUCGAAGCGCCGUCGUCGGCGGCUGCUGCUGCAGGAGCUGGAGGCGCAGCAGCUGCUGCAGCAGCAGCUGCAACGGCCGCAGCAAGGGCGCCGCCGCACGCGACGGCAGCAGCAAGAAGAACUUCUUGCAGAUCCUCGCCUUCUCCUUAGGCAGCUUCGGCACAAAUAUGACUUGGGGCUACUCCCACUGAAGCCACCUGCUGCUAGUGGCGGCAACAGCUGCUGCAGGAACUUCGCUGCAGAAUGA